UGCCGUAUCAUACCGUACUGUACCAAAUCACACCACGGUUCGACCAAUUUGGACCCGACGAAACCAUGAAGGCCUGGAUGAACCGUCGUCUGGCGACUACGCGGGUGGUGGUGAUCACCAUUGCCGGUUUGGUCGGUACUGGGUGUGACGCGUGGGACUUGCGCAUGUCGGCGACGCUCACCCUCCCGCACCGCACUACGGCAACCCGCAGUCUCUCCUCCUCGUCUCGUCGUCCCACACGUUCCGUGUCCCCGACUAUUUCUUCCCGCGGCCGUAACGAUCACCGUAGCGUCGAAUCAACCGUAAGUGCGCGUCCCGUCGUGGACCUGGGUCCGAGUGUCCCGAUUCCCACGGAACCAUCGCUGCCGUUUUUCCUUGUCCCCAAGGAAACUCGGACUGCGUUGGACUUCGUGUCGUUGAAAGAGACGGAUGUGAGUUUGGACGCUUUAUUCUUUGCCGAUCGAACCGACGCAUCGAUGGAACAUGAGUUGGUUGACUCGUUCCCCCGGACCGACACGCCCACUAGCGUGGUGGUUGAAGAUACCUACACCGAGUGGAUCGAAGCCGUCGGGGGAGCCGCGGUGGGCACCACCGUCCUGUGCCUCGGCUCAGGGGCAAUGGACGCACAAGGGGCCUGUAUGGCCGGGUUGAUGGUGGGCGUCCUGUCGGGCCUUCCCGAACCCUUGUCGCGCAAUCCGCUCUCGGCCAUCCUCUACCAAGUCGGCUACGGCCUUUCCAGCGUAACCCGCCACAGCCUGGAAGCCGUGCCCUUUGACCCAAACGUCGUGCAGCACUCGACCCGUGGGGCUUGGUCACUACUCACGGAAGUCACUCGGCAAGCCCAAGAAAAGGUAGAGAUUAAUUGGAUUCGCCCUGGAGUCGGUACCAGGAGCAUGCAUGCGACCCCUUGGAUGGCAACCAUGGCGAUCGAACCCUCGCACAAAUUCGUCUCGAUUCCGAGGCAGUACAGAAAGGUAGAUAUGGAUGAUGAAGUUCACAGCAUUCGCAUUACGGACGGCAUGGACCGGGCCCGAGCCAAGGCUCAUCAACGACUUGUCUCGGUGCGAGAUGAAUGGGAAGCGGCAACAUCUUCCCUGCAAUACCGGUUUCCAUCCUGGCGCGACCAGAGCCGUCCACACCUUUACGAACUCGCCUCGGAGGCCGAACGUCAAGGUUGGACUUCCUCCAGUAGUCUCCUCCGUACCUUGGACGAUGUGCGAGCGCUGCCCGCACAAACAUCAGUCAAAUUGAGUGAUUUGCGUCGUCGCACGAACGCUCAUUGA
Molecule: messenger RNA, 1283 nt
Organism: Phaeodactylum tricornutum CCAP 1055/1
Lineage: Eukaryota; Bacillariophyta; Bacillariophyceae; Surirellales; Neidiaceae
Exons: 1
Coding region: 66-1283 (405 amino acids)
Source: RefSeq, a predicted model, not a curated record